Molecule: messenger RNA, 33424 nt
Organism: Spirodela intermedia
Lineage: Eukaryota; Viridiplantae; Streptophyta; Magnoliopsida; Alismatales; Araceae
Source: the annotation of a GenBank genome assembly
AUGAGCUACGCGGCAUUCAAGAUGAUGCACUGGGCGACGGGGAUCGAGAACUGCGCCUCCGGCUACAUCACCCACUCCCCCUCGGAUUUCCCUCCUCGUAUCCCUUCCGUGGCGCACGACGAUAUCGAGGCGGACCUGCCUGUCGCGAGGAUAUUCGGUCCCGUUCCGAAUCUAAUUGUCACGGCCGGGAACGUUCUCGAGGUUUACGUCGUCAGGGUUCAGGAGGACGACGGCAGACCGCCGCGCUCUCCGACGGAUCCCCGUCGUGGUGGGGUUAUGGAUGGUAUUGUGGGCGCUCGGCUCGAGCUCGUAUGUCACUACAGGUUAGCAGUGUUCCUUCUAGAUCAGUAUUCGAUAGAAAGUGAUGCUUUUGGCAUGCCAAAUUCGAGCUUGUUUGUUUCACGAAGAAUGCGAACUAAGUACUCUUACGGUAAUUUGACACUAAAUGAACAAGACACAAGAGACAUUAUGCCUGAAAAUGUUCUGCUUUUUAGCCCUCACUUGCCAUGAACACGACUACUGGUCACUCUGUGUCAACUUGCAGUUAUCAUUUUUUUCUUGUCAUUGGAUUACUGGAAAAAAGAAAAGAAGAAGAAAAGGGAAUGCUGACUAUGCCAACAUUACCUUAUAACUCAAGUUAAUGUCUUAAUGGGUUAACUUUGUAGCUUCUUCAGAAUGUUCAAACUUAAAAUUCCAAGGUUGUUCAUUCAGUGCUUCCAUAAAAUUUCCUGUUUGAAUUAUUUAAAUCGCAAGUCACGAGCAACUUGAUUAUAAUCAGCAUUGGUUACCAAAGAACUCCCUUCAAGCUUGUACAGUCUGUAUUGUUUGAGGUAUAUCCAGAAUCAGUGUACAUGCAGUAAACAAAGCUUGCCAUCAGACUCUGCACUAAGUAUAGAUGCGCCUUUCAAGCUACAUUCUUCAUAUAGCUUUAGGGUGUUUGGAGUGAAUAUUAAUAGGAAGAUCUCUCCACUAAGAUAUAUGUUUUUCAUGAAUUUCUAGUCUUUCAAAGUUUAGUCUGCAACCAAAUCCAGUCCAAAAUAUCUUUGGUGCAAUUGGUGGACCCCAGAGAUAUAGGCGUGGUACUUUUCAUUGCUUUAUCCCUAUGACCAAAGAUUUUGAAUGUGUGAACGAGACCAUUGUUUGAAAAGAAUUAAAAAUACUGAAAUGAUUUGUAAUGGUCAAGUCCCUUGAUCAUUUAUAUUGGAAUGAAAGGAACCCUGCUGCGCAUCUGGGAAAAUAUAUCUCAGAGGUACGUGUACCACAUUUUUCAGAAUUAUAACUUACAACUAAUAUACUAUUUGAAACAAUAACACAGAAAGAAAAGAAAGUUUUUCUCUGAGCAAUUUCUGAGACAACAAUGUUAUCCAUAGAUUCACCAUUUUGUGAUGUGAUUGACCUGCUAUUCAGUUCGAUUGCUCUAUUAUGGUGAUCUGCAUUUCCAUAAAACUAUCGUGAAGUACUGUUUUCUCUUUCACCCACCAUAUGAGCUAUAACAGUGCAUGAACCAUUAUAUUAGGUCAACUUAUACUAAAUUGUGAUUUUCAAGUGAAGGACCUGUGUGAUAUAUCAUCAAAUUGGACAGGUCUCCAGUUUCACUUUGUUUCCUUUUGUUAAGUUCUUCUCUUGACAUAAUUUUUUGUCUCCCGCUAUUUCUGUGUCUCCUAGAUAUUUUCAACAUUUCUCCAUUAUUUUCUACUUCCGAGAAUAAAUUGGGCAGCUGAAAAGGGAGAUUUUGUGUGUGAGAAAUGGAUUUGGAUGCUUCCGUUGCUGAAGUAUUUUCGACGGAAAUUGUAGAAUAUAACCUAAUAUGUAUCUAUGUAAGGCCUCCAACUACUUUUGCUAUAGUUCUCUUUUUUGAUGAAAUUUUACGCUUCAACUUGAUAUAGUAUUUCAUGUCUUCUUCAUUGGAGUGUAGCUGGUAGUAGCUGUCAUACUUUUACCGAAACAUGAAGUAUAAACCUAUAAAGACUGUUAUCCACAUAGGCCUUUUGCCUGAUUUCUCAUGGUCUCGGAAUUUAUUAAAAUUUUCUUAUCAGCUGCUUGUUUGAUGGCGUCAUGCCUCGUACCAGCUGUAUGGUCUACUUUUUUUGACGAAGAAUGGCACGAUUUUGAUGGGGAUGAUCGUACAGAACGUUGUUUUUGUGGGCAUGCUGGAUAUAUACGUGUACAACCUCUGUCAUUUUGAAUAUUUAGUGCAUACUUGAUGCUAUCCACCUUCCAAGAGACGAAAGUAUUAGUGGAAUUUUCGUCGAUAACGUUGGCCACAUGUUUUAUGAUGUUUUCAUUGAUAGCAAGGUUUUAUUGGACACCUAUCUCGCUAUUUCACUAUUUCACUCUUUCACUAUUUUAUUGAUAGCAAGGUUUGAUAGCAAGUAUUAAUAUGUAUUUUUAUUCUUUACCUGUUUCAUUAUUUCACUGUUGUAUUGUUUUUGUAUUUUUAUUCUCUGUAGUAUGUUAUUUGUUUGAUGUUAUUACAUACAUUUACUUUAUUUUUAUAGUUUUCUAAGAUAAUAGCCAAAAAAUCUGUUUCACUUUCCAACAUUUGCUUUGGGCUUCUAGGCUGCAUGGGAACAUUGAAUCGAUGGCAAUACUCUCUUUUGGGCCAGACGGUCGCGCUAAAGAAAGAGAUUCUAUUAUCCUCGCUUUCAAAGAUGCAAAAAUUUCUGCCUUGGAGUAUAAUGAUUCUAUCCAUGGAUUGUGUACGAGGUAUGUACACUAAUGAUAUAAUAUUCUCUGUCUUCUUCAGCUACGGUUCAGGCUUUUGUUUGAAUAGAAAUGUCUACGAAAUGUUCUUCAUGGAAAAACAGUUUUUUUUUUUUUUUUUGCCAGUCUAUGCCAUGGUGCUUUUAAUCAAAAUUUAACUUUUUUUCUUUCCUCAAUCAUCCGGUGAUUUCAUAGAAUUAACUUCCGGUGAUAACCUUUUGUUAUCAUGGAGGGCUUUUACUCUGAAUAAAGCCUGAUGGAAUCUACAUCCAUGCUUGAAAUAUUGUUCGGGUAAGGUCUGUGAUGUUAAUGUUGGGCAUUGAUUUGGAUAAACCUCUGAUUUCGUUGAAUUCACCAAUUAUCUUGAUGGCCAUCAGUUGUAUUUAUCCAAUCAAAUAUGAUCGUAUUGGCUCUUUGUGCCAUGUAAGAAGAAACAUUUUGCUUACCUUUAGUGCAGAGCUAUUUGUUUGGAUUGAUGAUCACUUUAUGAGGAAUGUUUUGGGAUCUUUUGCAGUUCCAUGCAUUGUUUCGAGGGACCUGAAUGGAAUUACUUGAAAAGAGGCAGAGAAUCAUAUGCCAGGGGUCCCAUAGUCAAGGCUGAUCCUCAAGGACGGUGUGGUGGGGCUCUUGUCUAUGACCUGCAAAUGAUUGUCCUUAAGGCGGCCCAGGUGCGUUGUUUCCUUUUUCUUGUAUUUUGUCUAACAAUAGUAACUUCUUGACCACAUAGUAAAGGCUUUUCUUAGACUUUUUCAAAAUUGCCCAUUUAUACACGUUUUUUCUCUUUUUGAACAAAUAUGUUGCACCUGGCAGAUUUUCAAACACUAUUUUGUAGAAUGUGCUCAUUAUCUAUUAUUGUUCAGUUAUCAUCAGAUUCAAGCUUGUUACCUGACAUUGUUAAGAAACAUGGGUAGAAAAUCUGUCAAUAUUGUGAUGAUGUAACGCUGUCACCUUCUGCAGCCACUACAAAGGACUAAAGAGGAAGGGAUGAGGACAUGGGUGACACGGGCCAAGGGAUUUCUAUGUCCAAUAAUGAGUCAUAUUCACCUUAUAUUCGAGACUGGAAUCCUUCUUGUCAGUGGGCUGGAAUCACCAUUACACUAUUUCUACUUUGACACAUCAAUGUUUAAAUAGCUGUGGUUUUGACUGUCUGAGUAGUUGUCUUGGGUAGUACUAUUAUGUUUUUGUUCCUAUUUUCUAUUGCAUUUACGUGAGGAACCAGUCUCUUGUACGAAUGACUGGAGAAAUCAUCUGAUUUGAACCCAAGCUACCCAAUGUGGAUGGGACUUGGCUAUGUCUGCCCUAAUUUCUUGUGGGGUUAUUGAAUAGCCGAUUGAACUUGAAAAUCCAUGGAAACAUAACUGCAUAGAAAUCGGCCAAUUUUGUGUCAGCUGAUUCAUUAUUAGACUGGCCCUUUUUGCCUUGACUUAAUGUAAACUAAGAAGAGAUGCACUCCACACCUACCUGUGGAUAGUGCAGGAUGAAGGUGAUGGGGUGAAGAAGAAGAUUGAAGAACAAGGAACAGAAACAGCUGUCAUGUACGCUGCUUGCUGGCCAUUUCUUCUCCUCCCCAGAAGGUGGGUGUUUGGUAUGGAAGUCUUGGACAGUUAUUCAGAUGUCAUAUUUUAUAAAAAAUGCUUUAAUUAUCAUGCAAUUUUUAUAAAAAUAUACACAUCUGGGCAUAAUUUUUAAAGUUGGGCCGUUCUUUUGGAUUGGCUGAUUGGUCUGAUCCAAUCUUUAUCUAGGUCAGUUUUCUUGGGCAGAUCCUAGUUCACAGAAAUCUGCGAGUCCAUGAUGAUAGCUGCAAUUAGACAUGUUCUCCCUGCAUUGUACUUAUUUUCUUAGCUCUGAUGCAAUGCGAAAGUUGUGGUAUAAAUUGUUCAGAAACUCCAUCCCGUGUUUCGUAUCACAUGUCAUGACCACUGAUCAUAUGCCUCUCUUCAUUGGCAACAGUUGUUCCUUCAGACAUCCAUGUAGAGAUUUGUAGGCUGUCCAUAAGACAGAUUUAUUCCCAAUUACAGGUGUCUGGAUUUUUCCUUAAUUGAAGACAUCCAUUCGGCUAGGCUUCAAUAUUUUUAUUGAUUUCAACAUUUUUGCAUUAGUUGCCAAGUGUGAUUAAUUUUAAUGCUGCUUAUUGAGAAGAUGAUUUUCUGUCCUUCCAGAAGAAAAUUUGAGGCAUGAGAUAGAAAAAUGCAAGAAAAUCACUUGGAGCUCUCAUUCUCCUGGUAAAAUAUCCAAUAAGAAAACCAUUAACUGUAUCUAGAACUGGCUGUCCUCAUCUUGGUUUCUAUGAUCAUGGGUGCAUUAAUCUUACGUCAUAUAGUAGCUUAAAAGGAGAAAAGGUUGCGAAAAGAUAGGCUUAGUUUCUUUGUAUCUAUUCUUGAUUGCUAGUCAAAUGAGUCGUUUGUGCCCUAGAGUCCAAGGAAUGUCUUCUUCCAGUGCAUCAUCGUUUUAUCCAACUUUAUGUAUAGUAGAAUUAUAUUUUUGGUGGUAACUACUUCAUUGUUUAGUGAAUUUGUAAAUCGUAUAGGUGGUUUCAUACCUUGCGAGAGUUCAUGCCUUAGUAAUCAUCGUGUAUAUCCUCCACACUGCGAGUUGUAUCAAAAUUGUGAAACAUUGUAAUGCUAUGUAGCUAGGGUUAUUUCAACCGUUGGGAACCAUUUUAUUGCUUUGACUAUGUGUAAAGUUCUAAUAUUUUUGACUGAAGUUUUUCUCUCUUUUUCUGGUGGUGCAUUAGCAAUUUUCAGAGAUCAUUUUCUCAACACUUUGACUUUGAGGUUUGGAAUAUAAUUGCUUCAGCUUUCCCUUAUAAUGCAUAGUCAUGGUAUUUUUCUUGAGUACAAUAGUUCUGCCUGUAGAGUUUCUGCUAAUAGGUCUAUGGCUUGUCUUCAUCUUAGGCUGGCCAAGGUUUAGGUGGAGAUGAAGACGUUGCUGGAUCAGGGGGACCCAUCUCGGUUUGUUUCGAGUCAUCAUAUAUUAUUAACUUACGGGAACUGGAUAUCAAGCAUGUUAAGGAUUUCACGUUUGUUCAUGGUAAUUAUAAUUAUUGCCUAUAGUUGAAGGAAGUCAUUUACUUAUAUCAUUAACUACAGCCUCCUGGCAUAGGUUACUGAAGUAGCAUUCUGUGCGAGUUUUUUUGCUUGGUCUCUUGGCUUUUAUUGCUGAAUAAAUUUCCUCUUUCUUUUUGAGGAAAAACUGCAUGUUGAAAUUUGGCUAAUCACUUUAACAUGUGUUUGUGGACAAGAAAUCAUUUCCCUUCAUUAUUUUUGCUGAACUUGCUUUAAAGUUGUGUAUGCUAAUCAUAGGGUCAUGGCACCAGGCAACUUGAACUUCUCAACAAAUGCUUCCAUAAAUGUUUAAAGGCUUAUUUUGAGUUUUUUUGUCCCUAGAUUUUGAUCAGUUUUAUCUCCUAUAGAAAUCAAAUUCUUGGCCGCGCAUAUCUGCUUAUGACUUGUUCUGCAUUAAAUAGUCAUGAUAUACCUUGCAAAUUUAUCAUAUUCUUGUAUUUACUUUUUUACUAGCCCAAAAUGCUAAUAAUUAGUACUCAUUUUCUCAAAUUACUUCUUGAAGAGUGAACCUAUUAUUUUCCUCUACUUAACUGAAUGUAACUUUAACAAUAUAUGUAGGGUUGGUAGAGUCUUUCCUAUCCUUAGGAGUCAUAAAAUUGAACGUACCUCAAAAAUGACUUACACAAAAGGAAUGUGAAAAAACAGUAACAGAAAAGCAGAACUUCCUAAAAAAUCUCUAACAGGCCUAAGUAUUAGAACGAAUUGAUAUUAAAAGAAGGAUAUAUACUUAGGAAUAUAUCCAUGAAAGUACCUCCCGAUGAUCAUCACUCCCUAUCAAGCUGGUCGGUUGAUAUGUUCCAUUCCCAGAUUGUUUUUUAUUUAUUAAAAUUGUGCAACAAGUAGUCCCUUAGUUUGGUGAUCUGUUAGUUGCAUGAUGGCACAAAUGGAGUGCUAACUAGCUCACUGUCAAGCUUCUCUUGUAUGAAGCGUUUGUUAAUCUCAAUAUGCUUAGUUCGAUUAUAUUGGAUUGGUUAUGUGCAAUAUUGAUAGCAGAUUUGUUGUCACAAUACAGCUUCAUAGGCCCAAGUAUCGCAAUCCUCAAGUCAUCUAGGAUUACUUACAGCCGUAGUAACUCACAGAUUCCACGAGCCAUGGUCCCGAAUUUAGCUUCACCACUUGAUCUGGCAACUAUAGAUUGUCUCUUACUCUUCCAUGCCACAAGAUUACCUCAAUUAGGUUCUAUCAACCAUGAUCCUUCAUAAUUUGAAUCUGUAUUAAAUUUUGAGGUUAGUUCUCCACCUUUUUGGAAUAACUAUCCUCUCCUUGUGUGCCAUUGAGGUAUUGAAGUAGUCUAUGAAUUGCUUGGAAAUCCUCUUCAUUAGGCACAUGCAUGAAUUGACUUAUUACACUGACAUCAUAGGCUAUUUCUGGCCCUGUGUCUGAUAGGUAAAUCAGUUUCCCAACCAGCGUUUGAUAGCUUCCUUUGUCUGCAUCUUUACUCGUUUCUUCUUUGCCCAACCUACGUUUUUGUUCAAUAUAGGGGUGUUUGUUGAUUAGCUCUCAGGUUUUCUCGUCUCUAUAUGUAAAUAUAAAACAAACUUUUUUUUUAUCAUUUCCAGUAAUAAUUAUAUCAUCACAUAAACAAGUAGAAUGGACACAUUGCCUUCCUUGGCAAGUUUAACAAAUAGUGUAUGAUUCCUUAACUUUGCCUGUAUCCCCAUAUGUGACAUAACAUUUAUAAAUCUUACAAACCAUGCUCGAGGUGAUUGUUUCAGUUCAUAAAGUGCUUUCUAUAGUUGACACGCCUUAUAUAUCUGAUUUUUCUAUCAAAAUCGGAUAGGAUCUCCUGGAACACUUCUUCUAAAUCCUCAUGUAGGAAAUCGUUCACAUCAAAUCGUUGUGGAUUUCCGUCAAACUAUGUUGUUACAGACAUGAAGAUCAUCAUGGUAUUUAUCUUAGCUAUUGGUACCAAUGUUUCAACAUAAUCAUUUCCAUGGAUGAGUAUAACCUCUUUUAACUAGCCUUCCCUUUUAUCUUUCCAAAGAGAAAUUACCUUUAUAUUUUAGAGUGUAAACCCAUCUAGGUCCCAUAGUUUUCUUGUCUUCAGGCCUCAGAACAAUAUCUCAUUUCUGACUUCUUUCUGGUGCAUUCAUUUCCUCUUUCAUGGCUUGUGUAUAUUCCUUAUUUCCUAUUCGUUUUGGGGCGAGUACUCAAGUUCCUCCAUAAUCACACUGAAUGCUCAGCUUCGCAGAUACCAUCAGCCAUUGGAACUUAAAACGAUUUCUAUCGGCCGAUCUAAGCACCCGAAAAACCUUACCGGGUUCAGUGCUGCUUCUUAAAUUGUUUUUAUCACAUCAAUAUAAUCUAUAUUAGUGCCCAAGGCUUUAUCUCGAGGAGAUCGUUGGUCAAUAGACGAAAAAUCAGCUAUAGGAUGCUGAAUACGUUCACUCCAAUAGUAAGGUCAAGAUUAGACUGUUAAUUAAAAGUUGAUGGAUGAAGUGUCAUUUCGAUACUUGCUUUGGUCCGGAUUCUUGAAUGUGUCCUUGGUCUGGAUUGAGUUGUACACGUCUUCAAUUCCUUGGCUAGUUGAUUGGAUUGUGAUUAAUGUUGUUUUGAAGUAAUUUUUGGAGAUUCAGGUUCUCUUUCUCCUGGUAAUUGAUGGUUCAGAUGACCUAGAGUUUAUGACUCGUCAGUAUUAGUAGAUUCGGAUAUAACUUCCUCAGUAUUGGUGCACUUGGGAGGAAACAUAGAUUAACGUCCUUGUGUUUGAUUUGGUAGGAAGUCAUCUAGGAACAAUAAACCUAUGCUCUCAUCUUCUUUAGAAGUUUUCCCUUGAAAAUAAGGAAAUAGGAUUUAGUAAAAAGGAUUGCUUUCAGAAUGGUGACAUCCAUAGUGACAGGUAUUUUACGACUGUGAGGAUGAUAACAUUUGAUAGUUGGAAUUUAGAGCUUAAGGAUUUAAUCUAGAAUAUUUUUUUUGGACGUGAACAUACUGAACAUUUUUGAGAAUAGACAAUUUGUGUUGACACUUUUAGGAUAAAAUUGGGAGAACAUACCUAAUGGAGUUUGAUUUCUAAUGACCUGAGAAAGAAGUAGAUUUAUUGAACAUACCUAAUGGACUUUUAGUUAAAACUGCUUCUUGCCAUAUGAAUUUUGUUGCAUUAUAUUGGAAAAGUAAUGACCUCAUAACUUCUAAGAUGUCUGUUUUUGUGUUCAGCAACACCAUGUUUUUGGAGAGUGUCAACACAUUAGAAUUCGAGGAAUAUCCUUGCUUUUGGAAAAAAAAGUUGGAAAAUAGUUGAAGUGCUCCUUCCUACUAUCAGACCAAACUUUCUUAAUACUUUUCUCCACAUUGAGUUUUGACCAUACUACGGAAUACUGGAAAAAAAUGGUCACUUAUUGGGUAGCUUGAGUCUCCUGAGUCACUGUUACCUGCUAAGUCUUCCCAUUAAGGCUUUUAACGUCAAGAAACAUCUUGAUGGAAACUAGCACGGCCAAAGUCCACCCGCUUUCUUGACAAUGUUUCAGUUUAUUAGGCUUAUUGCAGGGUUGCAGAUUAUUUUUCCUUUAUUAGGCUUAUUUCAGGAGUCCACGCCACCUUGUCUAAUCAUGACCUUCACCAAUAUCUCUUUUGGGUUACCCACUGUGAUUCUCUGCAGAUAAUUCUCUUAUCUGUGUCUGAUUAUCAUUGAGAACUGAUGCUGAGUUCUAAUAUAUCAGUAUUCCUAAGGUGUAGUGAAAUCUUUCCAAGGCGAUGCCAUAUCAUUAUUUUCUCAGUUAUAACAUGCCUGCUUCUGCUUUUGAUAGCCUAAACCAUAAUUAUUGAGAUCGAUUAAUCUUGAUUGGAAAUGGAUAACACCAAUUCAGUUCAGGGGAGAAAUCCAAUGCUGGCUUGUUAUCUAGAAAUGACACUAAACAUGAUUGAUUUACUGAUUUAUGUUAUGAGCUGAAUCGAUUAACGAUUUGUCAUUCUUACUUGCAUUGGUGCUGCUCGUCAGUUGAGAAAGAAGAGGAGAAUGCAGAACGGAAUUAUAUGGAACUCGUGUUAUGGGAAGAAAGAGAUCAGUCAAAUCGGUUCAGGAAUAUGAGUUUAUUUAUGAUACUUUUUUAAUCAAACAUAUGUUCGCAUAUAGUUUUUAGGAUUGAGAAUACUCGAGUUGGGCUGUUCUCUAGGGUUGGUUGAUUUGGCUGAUCCAAUAUUAUCUGGAUUAGAUCAUGUUAUGCACCCACGUAUCUUCUGGGUGCUAUGGACUGAAAGAGAUCACAGAAAUUUCUUCAUAAGUUCAGAAAUGAAAGACAUGAUUGACGCAUCCAACUGGUCAAGUGCUAUGAAAAUAGGUUCUUUUAGCUUUGCCUACUGAGUUUGAUCUAGCAUUGGGUUAACUUUCUCUUCUUGUUAGAUGCUUGUUAAAUCCCGAGAGAUUUUAUGUGGUUUUUCUUUUUCUCUGUAUUUCUCUUUUGUUUUUCUUUUUUUUCCAUCCCUUUAUAUCAGUCUUUGAGGAGUUUUCUUUUCCACCGUAUUGGUGGUUUUGCCCUCAUUUCCACCAAAAAAUAGUUGUCAGGCCAUUGAUUUCAGAACUAUGUAUUAAUGUUGGCCCGUCUAUGAAACCGCGGCCAUUUAUUUGUAUCUUCCUAGAUGAUAAUGAUAAUGAUGAUGAUAAUGCAGCCUCUCCAAAUAUGCUUGUUGCCUCGGUUGCUAUGGUGGAUUCUUAGGUAGUUAAAUCAGGAUUCUCAGAUUCUGUACGACAAACGAAGGGAAAACCAAAUGGCAAAUGUUAGGUAGUGAACAAAAGAUAAACGUAAACAUUAUUAUUUUUUAAAUGUGAUUACUGCAUCACUCAAGGACAAGACCUCAGUUUAAAUUCGCUUUUAAUAUUUUUUUCUGCAUGCAGCCGAGUCACGUUAAUACGAUGUGAUUUCAUGAAGUAAAAUUGUAGUGCAUAGUUUUUUUAGAUGGUGUUGUAGUUAUAAUGUUUUCAAAUAAGAUCUGAAUGCAGACGUGAUUGUUUGAAAACGCGUAUUUUUCUAAGCCUCAUCUUGUGGGUGCAAGUUUCAAUGAUGCAUCAUGUAAUAAGGCAACGGGAAUAUUUGUACAUGCUGCUUGCAGUAAAAAGACCAUCAGUCAGUUAAAUGGGGCUAAGCUUCAAAUAAAACUUAUGUGUCUCUACAAAAGGAAUGUUCUGCAAAAAACGGUUAUUUCUAUUUUGUACUUCUUCAAUACAGCAUAGUUCUUGUGCCUAGUUAGAGCAGUGGAAUCGGAUCAUUCUUUCAUUCAUGCUGUUAGUGAACUUAUGACGCUAUGUUUACGUGGUGUCCACUGGGUUCCAUUGCCUCCUAAUGCCGGGGAGUAGGGGGAGUUUAUUGGUGUCUGGACAACAUAUUUAUCCAGAUGUCUAAUGAUGCAAGAAGCCUCUGUUGUAGUUCUCUCUUUUUGUCCCCAACUUCAAUGACUUAUAUAUCCACACAUCCAGAGCAGCUCUUGGCUCCAAGGUUCUUCCUCUGGACACCUUAAACAUUGUAAUGCUUUUUAGUGAUCCUUGGUCUCCAUAGUUGUCCUUAUAAUGCAAAGUUGUUCUUAAUAUAGCUCCUCUACCAUUCAUCUCCCCAGAUGACAUAUGAUUUCCUUUGACCAACCCCUUAUUCAGGAGAUAAGAUCCUCUUCUCCAGGUUAAUAACUACAAUCUUAGACCUUUACCGCGCUCGUUGGGAGUUGGCUCUCUAAUACCAGAAUCAGGACGUGCAACAUUUCCGAUCAGUAGCAUCCUUUUUAUAAUGUUUUGUUAAUGUGCAAUAUCAUAUGAUAGCUAAUAUUUUGGUGUUUUCAUUUAUAAAUUUGUGAUGAUUCUGCUUGUUCUAGAGUUUUAAAUAAUGCACUUACACACUUUAUCUCUAAGAUUUUCAGCGUUGUUCUGACUGACAUUUGAUGUAAUUUUGAGUCAAAAUACCACAUGGAUUCUCUUCGAACUAUAUCUACUGAUUUUAUUUUGAUACUUUCCCCUACAAGUUGUCGUGUGAGGCAUAUGUAAGCCUUACUGCACUCUUCUUGGGAGAAUGUCUCUAUUGGUGUGUCUAAUUGAGAAAUGGAGCUCUUGAGACAGCUUCUUAUCUAUUAGACUGUCAUUGUUUGCUAUUGAUUGACAUUUGGUGGUUUUUUUUUGUAUAUUUAUUUUUCUUGCUGAUCAGUCUUGUCAUUCAGUUUUGUUAUAAAUAACUACUUGCUGAUCAGUCUUGUCAUUCAGCUUAUGUAGAGCUUUUGGACUCCAAUUCAUUUCGUCAUUCUGUCUGUUUUUGAUUUGAUAUGAAAUUAGCCGGUGACUUUUUUGUUCAGCUAAGCUUUAUGGGUUUUCUUUGAAUAGGUUAUAUUGAGCCAGUUAUGGUGAUUCUACAUGAGAGGGAACUUACGUGGGCUGGGCGAAUCUCAUGGAAACACCACACAUGCAUGUUAUCUGCGCUUAGUAUCAACACAACUUUGAAACAGCAUCCUCUUAUCUGGUCUGCUGUGGUAGGUUACUGGCUUAGAUAUUGUUGCUGCAACAUAAGCUAAUCCAAUUCUCGCCACAUGCAUUCUCUUAGGAUCUUCAUUAACUGUAGAUGCUCCUUAGUAAUCGUUUGUGAUUAUUCCUGAUGGGUUUUAUUGUCUGAUAUCUCAUUAUGAUAGUUAUUUAUUCUUUGCAAAAUAAAUCUUAUGAUACAAUUUUCAGCUAGGAUGUGGUAGUUAGUCGUCUUUAUUGACCUCAUGUUUAUCCAUCUCCUUGCAUUUUAUGAUUCAAAUUUUCAUUUACUCUUAUGCGAAUUAGUUUCUCUGGCAAGGGUAUUAACCAGUGGAUCAGUGGAUUCUUGUGAUGAAGGGUGAUGGGCAACAUGAGGCUUGUUUGUCAUUUCUUUCUGCAUCUUGCAUUGCCCUUCGCUUCUAAACACGGUUUCGUUUUUUAAAUUCCUAAAACAUCAAAUUUUAUUUUAUUUUAUCUAGAAACAGUUUUUCCUCGUGCAAAAGAGGCUUGCAAAUUUUCGACGCAUUUCAAGGUUCUCUGUAUGUUUACAAGUGCCAAGGAAAACUUUAUCUUAAAUUAUAUAGCACUUACUGUGAAAUAUCUUGUUUGUACUAAUUCAUUUUGUAUCCUGGUUUGCCAGAAUCUUCCUCAUGAUGCUUACACGCUCCUAGCAGUACCAUCACCAAUUGGCGGUGUUCUCGUAAUUUGUGCAAAUUCUGUUCAUUAUCACAGUCAGGUCAGGUGAUUGAUGAUCAUGAUGAUGAACACUUAUUCUCUUACCGUUAGAAUCCGAUUGACAGCCUUCAUUUCAUUGAUUCUUUGUUUUUCUCACGUGUUUUGCUUUGUCUUCAGUCUGCUUCAUGUGCCCUUGGACUAAACAACUUCUCUGUUCCGGCAGAAAGCAGGUCUUCUCUUUUAUCACUGGCUUCAUACUACUUCCCGUUUUGAAUGUGCAAUCAUUAAAUUCUCUCCUCUGACAGGACUUUGUGGAGAUUGCUGUAUUUCAUCACUUUGUUCCUGUUAUUGUGACCUAUGUGCAUCAUUUUUAUUUCAUCAUACCGUUUAUUCGAAGUGCUAUGGUUUGUUCAUUUGUACGUAUUUUAAUUAAACUGAUUUAAACUUUUGUCCGGUCUUGAACACCUGUGAACCAGGCACUUCUAUUGACUAUAAUGGACAUUUAUUCUGCAUUAAUAGUGGGAUGAGGUCUUGAUUGGUGAUUAUUUAUAAGAAGUUCAUGGUUUUGAUUUAUUCGUUCAGGAAGAGCCUAAAAUGCAAUUCUAAUUUGCCAUUCCCGGGAAUGGCCUCUUUUUUGACCGAUGGUACAACGUAAACAGGAAGAUUGCUUAACAACAGUCAAAAUAGUAUCAAAAUAAAGUGAUUUUGCUGGCUUAAUAUUUCUGCUAAAUUCUUGGUAGACCGUGUAAAAUUUAUUUGGUUUUUGAGGCUCAGUAAGGGAUUCAUCUUGUAUAAGAUUAAAUUGCUCAACCAUGGACAGCUUUGCUACAACCCUCUCCUAAAAAUGCAAUAAAGGUCGUAAACAAACACCAAGGAUUGGCUUCUUUAAAUCGGAGCUGCUAGUCACGACAAUUAAUAUUGGUAACCUCCUAGUCAUGGUGCACUUGGCAUAUGACAGCUCUGUAGCUUUUGGUUCAUUGAUUUUUCCUAGUUGUAGAGUACAGUAAUGUUCAUGGUGUACUUGGAAGGAUAUGGAACUCUUCUCUCUUGUCAAUGAUAAUACCAUAGGUCAUGUUCUGAUGCCUAGAUGACUAAAAUUAGUUUUGAUAGCCAUGGGCUAUUUGGAUGGAGUCUAAUAUGAUGUCAUGACUCUUCUAUUUGAUGAUCAUUAUCGUGCAACAUUUGGAUUUUCUCCAAACCAAUUUUUUCAGUUUAAGCGUGCUUGACAAAGUGAUUGCCUGUCAACUUGUGUUGCUUUGCUAAACCUUUUUAAGUCAAAUUGAGUUUUCUUGUUGCAAUGAACUGUUUUUAUUUUUCUGAGUAUUCGUUUUGAUGAAUGCAUUUCUUAGUUAUUUGGGAAUAAAAUGUCACCCUCUAUAUACUUGAUUUGCUAUUUAUUUUAAUGUUUAAUAUAUACCUUUAUAAUAGACUUAUUAAUUUCAGUUCUGAUAUACCACGAUCAAAUUUCGCUGUGGAGCUUGAUGCAGCAAAUGCAACAUGGUUAUCGCAUGAUGUUGCCAUGUUCUCAACAAAGAAUGGUGAACUUCUCCUGCUUACGUUAUUUUACGAUGGGAGGUAAAUGUCUUAGUUGUAUGCACUUCCACAGAUGACAUCAGUAAGAUUACUUUCCCUCUUGCGAUUGGCAUCAUAACAAUAACUUGUUUUCUCCUUUACUAUGGGAAGAAUCGUGCAGAGACUUGAUCUUUCAAAGUCUAAAGCCUCAGUCUUGACUUCGGUUAGUUAAACUGACUUGCUUUUUAGCCACAAAGAUGUCUGAACUCUUAUUGGUAUAUUGCUUCGGUUGUUUGCCAUCAUCUUCAUGGUAAAGUAAUUGUUUGACUCUGGUCUUUUUGGUUUCUUUGAAAGGGCAUUGCAACCAUUGGAAAUUCAUUUUUCUUCUUGGGUAGCCGUUUGGGUGACAGCCUUCUUGUACAGUACAGUUCUGGGGCGACUUCAAGCUCUAUAAGUGGAAUGGACGAGGUUUCUACAAUAGUGGCCUUUUACUUUGUUCUUGUCUUAUUUAUAGUGAUUUCUUAUGAUUACACUUAUUAUUUCACUUCCUUUUCUUGUCUUUUAAUGAUCUUUUCUUAGGCUUGUAGCUAUUGAUUUGUAUUGUUCAUUACUAGAUAUUUAUGUUUUUUUUUUUUUGAGUAAAACGUUUCUAUGACUUGUAACAUAGAAUGGAAAUGAGAAAAGAUCGAUGAAGAAGAGAGACAGUCACACAUUUGUGACAGAAUUAUUUGUGUCACUCAGACUCUAUAUUUACAGAGCUUCACUGAGUUAGCUAUCUAAUGAGAGUUACAAUGACAGGAGAGGAGAUGCUCCAUCAAAAUAGAGGGAGGCUUGGGCAACACUACGGGGUUAUGCAGAGGAAAAACUCAAAUCCUAGGAGGUUAUGUAGAGGAAAAACUCAAAUCCUAGGAGGUUAGGUAGAGGAAAAACUCUAACACUAAAGACAGAUUACCUUUUGUGGUGAACAGUGGCACAAAUCCUAGGAGGUUAUGCUGAGGAAAAACUCAACUCGUAUUCACAUCAUAGAUGACUGUUAUAUCAAAUUAUCAGGGCGACAACGCAAGGAAACUAACUACUAGGAAACUGACAGACCAGGAAACGAACCAACAAGCUAGGACAUGGUUCAGCUAAGAACCGAACUCCUAAUUAUAGAUUCUUUCCCACACCCUUACGUUUACCCUUACUAGGAAAGAAACCAACAAACUAGGAAAUGCCACUGUUUUUACUACCAUUUCGUUCAGGUUUCCCUUUCCAUCAGGAUGAAAAAGUGAGAUUUAGUGACUGUCAAAAUAGUGUGCUGAACGUUGUAGGUGAUGUGCUCCUUUUAUGGUGAUACCUUUAUGGCUUUGGUUCGUGAAAGUCACCGGACACAAUCUUAGUCAUUUUUAUAUUUUUUAGAAAAAAAAUGGGUUAUUAGUUUUUUAAUCUUCUUACGUAUGAAUGCAGCUGUCUGUUUGUCUCUGUGUGACUGUCUUUGUGACUUUGUACGUUUCCCGCCAUUCUUUCAUGUUCUCUACAAACUUUUUUAAAAAAAAGUUUUUUAUCUUCCUUUGGGGGCUCAUUUUGGGUUUUUAGUACACUGUUUUGAAUGUUUUGAAGUUUAAUCUAACUUUAUUUUGUAAACUUCAUUGUAUUUAUUCUAACAUUUUUAUAGUUGUAUUAUCCAUUAAAGUAAAUGGUUCCUGGCUAAUUCUCAUUCAUCAAAUAAUGUGCAGGCUGUUGAUAUUGAGGUUGAUGCUGUCCCUGCUAAACGAUUGCGAAGAACCCCAUCUGAUGUUCUGCAGGAUAGUGAGGAGCUUUCAUUUUAUAGCUCAGUCCCUAAGAGCUCAGAGUCAGCACAGGUUAUUGCUGAUUAAGUGCUGUGAACUCUUCCAUGCCGUCCUUUUUUCUUUUAUCUAGUGAUAAUUAGUUAUUUACAAUGUUUUAAUCACAACUAUGGGCGCCAAAAGUUAUAUUUAACUUCUGCAUUAGUAUUGUGACAUUUUGUUUCUCGUUUAGUCUUUGAAUGUUUCAUUGAUGUGAAUAGCCUACUCUUUGUAAAGUAAUAGAGAAUCUCGUUAUACUAACUUUCUGUUUCUGCAGAAGAACUUCUCUUUCGCUGUUAGGGAUUCUUUUGUCAAUGUUGGUCCUCUCAAAGACUUCUCUCACAGUUUAAGGUUAAAUGCUGAUCCUAGUGCAACUGGAAUUGCAAAGCAGAGCAACUAUGAAUUGGUUUGUCCCUCCCUCAUAUGCCCAUAUUUUUCUUUUAUCUUGAUAAAUUGGUGGUAUGUAAUUCUGAAAAAUUCACUUGGUUUCUGCAAUUGUCUAUCUUGUGAGUGCAUGAAUUAUCAGGAAAGAAAAAUUUUAGUGGGCUCUUUUGGAUUCUCAGUGACCCAUUUAACCUGCUAUAUAUUUAAUGUUUUGCAUUGUGUAGAGACUCCCCGUUGUUGCGGGUACAGACUCUGUUUCCAAAUCUUGAUGAUUUAUUCUUUUGUAGCGUCUUUCUGGUCUGAUAUUUCUAUUUUUUGAUUAAGCAACAUGUUGGACUGGUGAGAGGUUGUUCUCUGGUGCCUUAAUCUGGUUACCGAGGUUAUGCUAUUUCUUGGGUUGAUAUCAACACUGUGAAACAAAAGAUCUCUGUCUAGUUGCCACGAUUUUCAAUUUAUGAUCACUUUUGUGCAGCACUGGUGGUUUCUACAUUCGUUUGUGCUCUUUUGAUUUUGUAGAGAGCUGCCUCCUCUACUUUUCAAUGUGGUGAAAUACUGGGUAUUUAGGUGUUGAUGUUGGUUAUACCGUGAUUACAUGUGUUAAGGUUGUGGUGAUGACCUAGUCCUUGAUCUACAUCAGUAAUGCCUUUUCAGAGGAGAAUCUAUGCCUACGUGUGGUUUUCAUGUAGGAGAAAUGGGGGGUACUUAGUAUGCAAAUGUGACCCGUUGCUUUCUGGAUAGGGGCGAAAGAAGUCUGGUGGAUGACACUGCAAACUUAUUGGUGUCAUUUCUCAUCCACUGAGGCUGUCCUCAUCUUCCUAGAGUUUCCUACCCUUUUAAAUGCCAAAGGGAAGACCCGCAACUUGAGAAGAUUCAACUUCGGAUAUAUUUUUGUCUCUCGUCCUAGCUAAAAUGAGAGUGAAAAUGAUAGUCUAAGUAUUCCCAUGCCAUGCGGGUGUCUUAGGAAGUUGCUGGGGGAAGGUUAAUAUAUGUUAGAGUUAAGUCGAAUGGUUACUUGUAGUCUCUUAGGAGAGCAUCUUAGCUCUUUAUCCAAUAAAGGUUUAAUUGCCAUAUUCGGUAUUCACGUUUUUGAGUAGGGGGACGAAUCAGCCUUUUGUUUGGCUCCUUAUUUGUACAUGGUUUGACGUUUGAAUUGAUCCUUUAAGACGUGUCCUUUUCUUGGAAAGGAAUUGGGGUAGUUUCUUGUUUGCAUACUGGAGGUUGGCGAGGUCUGUCAAAUCAUCUUUUGAUUGUAGCCUCUUUGGAGUAUCUCUCAAGAUUGAAAUCAAGAUGGGCAUAUUAUUUUGUAUGCUUCAUCUAAGCUAUGUUUUGUCGGGAUGGGUUGCCUUUUAUUUGGGAGGUUGGUAUGCGUUGAUAUUAAGAACUGUUUCCCUCUGAUAAACUGUAGUAUAAAGAUGAUGUAAUUCCAGUCUCUGAUGUUCACUUCCUAAUGUCGUUAUAAUCAGUAUUACUGGUGAACCUGAUACAUUGGUCCAUGUUUCUGGUACGAAUUGUGCAAAUGUUGAUUGUGCUCGCAGUAUCUUAGUCUAGGUCUGUUGUACAUCUACUAUUAAUUGGGUUGUGUUCAGGCACUUUAGGUGCUAGAGGGUGAUUCCAUAUCCCAAAAAAACUCUUCUUUUCUUGCUACCUUUAUUUGAUGCGUUACAUCUGUCUUGUAAUGAAUUUUGUAGUCUUGGGAUUUUUUCGUGUACAAAAAGUCAUAAAAAAUGAAUUCACUCUAUCAUUUUAUUAUUUGUAUCUUUGCUAAUGGUGGAACGUUGUUCUGGAUGGAGACAUUGCAAAAAUUCAUCUAUAUCAGAAGUUUUUUUGAGGCAGCAUAUAUAAUCGAAGUGAAGAAAUGACUAGAAUGUCACUGACGUUGAGAUCCUUUUUUGUGAGCUAUUCUUCUGCAAAUGUCUCUGACUCUUUGCAGCUUUUCUCGUUGAACUCUGUAAGACACCCUAAAUGUGAAUGUAAUGUAGCCAUGCAUUUGGACAUGUCAGGUAUCUUGCAGUGGGCAUGGAAAGAAUGGUGCUCUUUGUGUUCUUCAACAAUCAAUUCGCCCUGAAUUAAUCACAGAGGUAGAUAGUUCUUCUACUUCAAUGCUUCAACAAUCAGGUACCAUGUCCUGUGGUGGUUAAGAUGGGAAGGGAAAUGAUGAUUAGUAAAAAGUUGUGUAAAAUUGACUUUUGGUUCUCUUGUUUUUUCCGUGACUUAAUGGAAAUUUGAAUUCAAGACAGAUUGAAAGCUCAUUUUUCAUUGUAUUCAGAAAAUGGGGUUUCUAUCUCUCGAGCAUAACAUUUGAUCAUUUCUGAAUUUUCUAGUUUAGAUUAUGCUGUAUGCAUCACAUUCAAUUUCUGUUUGCUUUCAUGUUAGAUAAUAUCUUUGGCUCAAAUAAUCUAAUGUUGUUUAAAUUAAAGUUUUUGAGACAUUCUUCAGUUUAAAACAUUCAUCCAGGUAGCCUGCUUUUUUUACUUUUUACUUAUUAAAAAACUAAAACCAAUUCAAGUAGCUUGCCAUUCCACAUUUUUUACACCUCAGGGCUUGCAGGGAGUCCCCUGCUUUUAGAUCCUUUCUUCCUAACGCUGUUUCUUCAGAACCAAUCUCAACAGGUACAAAUACCUUCAUAAUGAGGUUUGAAACUUAGCGGGGAUUCUUUGUCUGGAAAGAUUUUUAUCAGCUUGAAGCAUGUGCCCACGUAUGCUUGGGAUUCCAUCUUUUCUUUUUUAGAUUUGCCCUAUUUCCCCGGUAAAACAGGUCAUGCAAGAAUGGUUUGCUGAUUGUCAUCAAUUGGUGCGUGAAAUUCUGUUGGAUUUCUUUGCACUUUGUAUGAUGACCUUGGGGAUUCAGGAUGUUGUAAUGAGGCUUCGCAUUUUUUAUCAGAACUUAAAUGUAUCAGUUUCCUUAUUGACCUACAGCCGAUUUCUCUCACAUGUGAUUUGUAAAUUUAUGAGUAAUUCGCGUUUUGGAUACUUAGGAUCAGUUGAUCCCAGUUUGAGUGAGCAGUUCUGUAACUCGAUUUUUCCCGAGUUUUAAAAGAAGCUAUCCAACAAAGGUCAUUGCAAAGGUUGAAUCAACCAAAUUUCGGCCUGAUAUUACGAAGGUCAUUUGGUUUCCAGAAACUGUACGUCUAUUGGAGGAAGAAUAUGGGGGCAUAAGUCUGUAGCUGUAGGAAAUGGACACCAGUAAUAAGAUAGGAUAACAAAUAAAAUGACCUCUGGAAUCACUGUAACAGCAAUUGCUCUCUUUUGCCACUGCUGAUCACCAUGACUGCUGCCAUCAUACGAUCUGCAGCCGCCACAAAGUGUGCCAUAGAGUAGGGAGUGCUCUGUCUACAGACCCUAGGAUCAGAGUGAUGAGAUCCUCUUGGUUAAACCCUAGGAUCUGAUACCAUAUCUAAAACAAAAAAACCCUAGGCGGCUAUGCAGUGGAAGAAAAUGGACUUUUUCGAGUCUGGCACAUGCCGGUUACAUACAAGUACCAGGUCCACAAGACAAUUAGUAAGCGGUCCAACAAUGAAUGUGCCGAACCAGUUGGGAACUGGUCCAGAAAUGUACUGGAUUCUUAAACUCCUAAACCAACAAUAUGUCUUUUCCCACACCCGGCUUUUUUACAUUGUUUGAUAUCACAGUUGAGAAAAUUCCUACACAAUUUUUUAUUGAUGAACUCUUGCCUACACUUCCAAAAUCUUAGUUCAGUUUUUGGGUGGUGCAGUCUUCUUUAACAUUCGUAAUCAAGUUUCCUGUUUGAUAUUUAUUUGCCAGAAUUUUGCAGGUUGAGCUGCCUGGUUGCAAAGGGAUUUGGACUGUAUAUCACAAGAGCUCUCGUAGUCAAGUUUCGGUGGAAGAUGAUGAAUAUCAUGCUUAUUUAAUUAUAAGCUUGGAGUCACGGACAAUGGUAACUUAGUUGUUGUUCUCUCCGCUUCCACAUUUCAAAUUCAUUCAGCAUGCCCUUAUUGGAAUAUAUGUAAUAGAUGUUCUAAACUUGAAACAUUAAUUUAAUUAAGUCUAAGAUGCCCGCCACCUUCCACCCUGGUAACCUCUUUUAGUGAUAAAUAAUUUUUAGAGAAAUCAAUAAAGGAAAAAACAUGAAAUGUGUUAAUGUGGUUGGCUUCAUGUUGAGUCAUCACUGUGUUUGCAUGGAUUAACGUUCACACAUUGUUGCAUGCAGAACACUAACAAGCAUGAAUGGCUAGCAUUCACUUUCUUUUAUGCACUGGAACAUAUGUUUCUGUGUCCAUCAAGUGUGCUUGUGUGAUGCGUAUGAUCUGAUUCAUAUUAAUAUAUUUUUAUUAUGUUGUAUUUUUGUAAUUGAUAUUUUUAGAUUAGUUGAGUUCAACGUAAGAUUGUUUAGAGUGACUAUUUGAAUGAUUUUUUUGUCUCUUUUAUGUUGUAUUCCUAAUUGCAUUAUGGAAACUAUACCUGUUAGAUUUUACUCACAAAGAGUUAGUGAUUAUUUUAUUUUCAACUUGUUUUAAAUUGGAUAUCUCUCGGGUAUCUCACCUUGUCAACUGUAAGAUCACAGACCAUCGUUUUGGGUGAUUUUAAAUUUCAUAUUACUAUACAGUAUGCAUAUAGUCUCAGUACCCAAACAAGUUAGAUUAGCGAGGAUUAAAGUUACAUUGGAAACCGUUGUAAUCUAGAUUUCGUGGAUCACAAGAUUUCGUGGCUUAUUCCUCAGGUGGUUCUCUAGAUUCGUUGGACAAUGACUUGCUCGUUUUUUUAUAUUUUGAAUAGAUUUUGUUGCUACUAACUUUGAAAAACCAUUUUUCUAAGGUUGGCCUCUGGGUUAAUACAUAUAUGUUGAUUAUUGAUGCCUAUAAUUCUUGAUAGUUUCUUGCAUGCAGUGUGAACAAAAAGAUGUUCUACAAGUAAUGAACAAUGAUUGGCUAAUCCGAAUGGAAUAUGAUAGGAAUGGGAUAUCAAUUAGGAAAUGUAGGCUAAAUUGUUCAGUUAUUGAAUUCAAUUCAUGAGUUUAUUAGGAGCUCAAUGGUUUUCUUGAAUUCAAUUUUUCCUCACAAGACGUGGUAUAGAAGAGGAUCUUUUUGCAUACCUUCUUGACUCGAGGGGAAACAUACCUCCUUGCAAUAGAUGGCGUUAUCCUGAAUGUUAGGAAUGUGCUUUUAAAUCAAGAUGUUUGCUAUCAUCUGCUCUUUCCUAAGUUGCCAUGAGAUUUGGUUGGUAUGCUAAUCCCAAGUUGUUCUGAAUGUUUGUUGAUGACUCAUCGAAGACCUAUGGUGAUGGAACAGCUCAUGUUAGUAAAAUUUUGGAUUUCAAGUACGUGCCACGAGUAGGAGUUUUACUGCUUAAUCUAUCAUUGUGAUUCAGGCAGUAAUGUGAUUUGCAGUGGGAAAGAAUUUUGCAUGUAAUCUAGAUUCAUUUUUUCCUUACUUUUGCUACAUUCUUUCUGCUGUAUUUUAGGUCCUUGAGACUGGUGAGAUGCUUGGAGAAGUGACUGAAAGUGUUGACUAUUAUGUUCAAGGAAGUACCAUUGCCGCAGGGAAUAUGUUUGGAAGGUGAAAUGUUCAUGAUUUUUCCAAUCUUUAUUCCACGACUUAUGCUUUUUCUGUUUUUUUUCAUAUUUCAUUCGCAUUUUAUUUUCAUCUAGUUAUUCGCAUUUUAUUGUCAUUUUUUAGGCUUUUUUUCUUUCUUUGCUAAAAAAUAUCAGUGCUCCUAUCCCCUUCGUAACGAAAGCCUGAUGGAAGAACUCCAGGAGAUUUUGGCCUUCUAUAGGGAGGUGGAUUUUCUAGUUAGUUUAAAGGCGAACAUAGGUGGUCAGUCAUGCCCUGAUGGCUGGCCAAAGAAAAAAAGUGUUUGUGUCUACUGGCUCGAAAAGUAUACGACUUCUAACCAACUUGCCGGAUAAUUUAUGUCAGAUACCUAACCACUAGGAAACAGUGGAAAACCAUCAGCGGUCUCCAUCUCUGGCAAUCGUUUGUUGUAGCUCUUGAUAUGGUUUCUGUUGGGCCAUAUGCCACAAUACUGAAGAAAAUACUUCAGCACCUAUCCAUCAGAUUUAGGUAAAGUUGGGAAGAAUUUGUGAGUCCCAGAUAGAUUUAACCAAUUUUUAAACAAUACUUCAAGUUAUGGAAGAAAAUCUGACAAUUUCUUUGUGCUCGGAUGAUGUCAAGAUAUUCAGUUUAUUUUCUUCGUCAUUUUCUCUUUCUGCUUUUGAAUCUUCUCUCUUUUUUCUUGUCUUCUUGCUUGUCCUCCUUUGUCUUAAUAUUAUGUUACUUCUUCAUUCUACGCCUUCACCCUUACUUUCUCAUCUCCAUUGUGUUCGUCUCAUCACCACUGACAGAAUCUUCAUAUUCUUCCCUCGUCUUCUUGUUGCUUAAUCAGUUUUGUGUUUGAGUGCCUCGGAAGGAGGCCACAAAGAGAGCUUGAUGAAGCUUUGACAGACAGAACUAUAUUUCUAUAGCAGAUCCAUGUAAUACACUGAAGUUGUAUCGGUUUUUUAGUGUUUAUAACCACAAUUCGUUGCUGUGCAGGAAUAUGCACAAAGUUUAAAAAUAUCCUUAAAGAACAGCUGGGAUUAUAUGAAUGUAAAGCACAGCAGAAAGAAACUGGUUUGAGAAGAUUCUACCUGCCUGAUGGAGUAGGAUAAUCGUGGUUCUGUGUAGAUGGGAUGUGGCUUUUGCGUUCGUGUAUUUAAUUAUUAACUCGAAGCUGUCCCAACAACGUCGACAAAUUCAUGAAAUAUUUUCAACAAUUUCCUUGUAUUAUUUUCCAAUUAGUUAUUAGAUUGCUGGUACAAACAGUCUGGCAGGCAGUCCUUUUCAGUCAUUUGACGCAGAGUUAUUGCAAUACUUCAGCUUUCAUGUUCUCUUGGGUCUUCAUAACUUGAGAGGCGGAUCAAGAUAUUAAUUGAACAAUCCUACAGUUUGUUUGGAAGCCUUAAGUUGAACUUGAUCAUGUAUUCAUUGAUUAUUCUCGUAGAUUCUCAUAAUUUUAGACGCGUGUUCAAUUUCGUCGCGGAAAGGUUUGAUUUUCAUAGGCAACGAUGUCACUCAUGCACAAAUGUUUUCAACUGAACUCUUCACCCUCCACUGUCGUUAUUAACCGAAUAGUUGUCUGAGAAGUUUUUUUGGAGUUCUUUCUCUAUUUAUAGCCUCCUCUUCCUCUGUGUGCAGUGCGACUUCGGAAGUUCCUUUCAUUUUCAAAAUAAAAAAUAUCAAUUUGUCCAUUGGAGGCAUCUUUUUUGAAAUUAUAACUGCUGUUUUCCUUCGUCUGGAUCGCAAUUUCUCCAUUAUUCUGACUUUAUCCGUUCAAAUAUGAUCGUGUUUAUCAAAAACAUUGGCAAAGAUUACACCUUCCCACUUUCCUAGACCUUAUGGAUCCAUCCUUCUUCAUGAAAACGGUUGUAGAUGCUGAUUUGAAAUCUCUUCUCUAUUAAUGCUCCACCACAAUCGUGAAUAAGUGAUUGGUGGUUCGAUGCUACACUCCAUUUUUUGAUGUGUAGUAAUUCUCCAUGGAUUUUUGUCCGUGAAAGCUAUUAGUACUUUGUGACAGAUAAUUCUUUCAAUCUUUUCAGUGAUGUGUAUUUUCCAUCUGUUUAGCACGUUCUUCUAUUUUCUGAGGUAGACCAGGGGUUGUAUCUGCUUCCUCCAUUGCCCGCAUUCCUGUUUAUUGUAUAGUUCUUGGCACUAUACGCUGUUAGUGAGUUAUUUGUGUCGUGAAAUUGUGUUGUGGACGGUGCUUAUUGUUCCCACAAAGCUGUUACCCUAUUAAAUUAGAAUCACUUAGUGACUUUCUUGCAGGCGUCGAGUUAUUCAGAUUUUUGCACAUGGUGUUCGUAUUCUUGAUGGUUCCUACAUGACUCAGGAGCUUAACUUUGGCGGGCAUAAUUCUGAAUCCGCACUGAACUCUGAGGUGACUGUAGUUUCAGCUUCUAUAGCUGACCCUUAUGUUUUAUUGACGAUGUCUGAUGGAAGUGUUCAGCUACUUGUUGGAGGUAUUCAGCUGCUUUAUAAGUGUUAUGUGAGGCUUUUAUUUUCUUCGUUAUAAAAUUAUCAGACAUAUAUCCUGUACCUGUGUAUAUGUGGAAGCAAUAAACUACUGAUCAUGCCACUUGGUCGUUUAUAAUUUUUGUUUGAAUCUUUUAAUUAGUUUUCGCACAUUGACGAUGUAUUUCUUUCCCUGGUUUAUUAAUGAUCUUCAUCUUUCGUGCUUAUUGUGUCGCCGCAUAAAGUGACGUUUUGGGUGCAUUCGAAUGUGUUUGGAGAUAAAAAAAAAGUGUUGUUGGAAAUUGGAGAAGAAGAAAUCGGAUAUAUUUUUUGGGGAUAGGAGGCCAUAAAUCUCUUCUUCCUUUCUUAACUUUUAGAAGUCUUUCUUUCCAUUGUCUUUUUAAGUUCUUUGGUUUCCUUUGCCAGCAAAAAAAAAAGAGGCUAUUUAGGGCAUAUAAAUUUGUCACACUUUUUAGUACAAUAUACCUAAUAUUACCGGAGAACUUAAAAAUAUUACAUUAAGGAAACGUAUAAAUAGUAUCAUUUUUGUCAAAAGGAAAAAUUCUUUUAUUUAUAGAAUUUCAACCGUGAAUUCCAUGGAUUGCUGGGCCAUAUAUAUAAUUCUUAACUUUUGCCAUUAAACGUAUAAAUAUUGUAUCCUUUGCCUCAGUUGUCUUAUCAUCAUUGGCACAUUUGUAUCAGCAUUACUCGUGCUACAAGCUUGAGCUUGUAAGGUCUAAAUAGUGUGGAUGAGGGGAUAAGAGAGAUAUUUUGUUUAAGAUUCUCUACUCUAGGCCUAUGAUCAGCCUAAGAGUGAAGUAAAAUACAGAUAUAUUCAGUUCCAUUUAUUACUAUAUUCAUCUUCGGUUUUCCAGUGUCACUCAUUAUGUAUUGUCUAUUAUCCCUUGUCUGUUAUGUUCUAUCUAAAAUUUGUUUACUUGAGUUAUCCAUUGUACUUAAUAUUUUGCAGACUCCACGGAUUGCAGUGUCUCUGUUCAAAAUCCAUCAAGGUUUCCAAAAUCAGAGGAUGUAAUAUGUGCAUUUGCUCUUUACCAUGAUAAAGGACCAGAACCAUGGCUUAGAAAGACAAGUACCGAUGCAUGGCUCUCUACUGGUGUCGCUGAGGCCAUUGAUGGUAGUGAUGGCUCGCUUCAUGAGCAGGGUGAUAUAUACUGCUUAGUCUGUUACGAGAGUGGCACCUUAAAACUCUUUGAUGUGCCGCAUUUCAACUGUGUUUUCUCAGAUGAUAAGUUUUUAUCUGGCAAGACGCAUCUCGUGGAUACCUCGAUUGAUGAAUCAUCCAAAGAGUCUCAAAAAGUGAUGAAUAAGGGCAGUGAAGAGGCAGGUAACCCGAUCAGAAGAGAAUCAAUAGACAGCAUGAAAAUAGUAGAGAUAGCUAUGCAUAGGUGGUCGGGCCAGUACAGCCGCCCAUUCUUGUUUGGAAUACUAAAUGACGGAACCUUACUUUGUUACCAUGCAUACUUAUACGAGGGUCAGGAUGGUUCUCCAAAAAAAGAGCCAGCUUUGUCUCCACAGGACUCCGGUGAAACAGUUUCUUCAAGACUUAGGAAUUUGAGAUUUGUUCGAGUCCUUUUAGACACAUUUACGCGGGAGGAACCUGGAGCAUUCUCUGGGCGACAAAGAAUAAAUAUUUUUAAGAACGUUGGGGGGUAUGAAGGCUUAUUCCUAUCUGGCACUAGGCCAGUUUGGUUUAUGCUCUGCAGGGAGCGUCUACGGUUGCAUCCACAGGUAUUUCUUGCGAUUCUCCUGACCUUUUAACAACUGUUGAAAAUAGUUAUUACAAUGCAUCUUAUUUACAGACUGUUUUCUUACGGAAUCAUUUGAUUAUUUCCAUUGGAAGUUAAUUUAAAAUGAUUCUUUUUAAAAAAAGUCUUCCAGAGCCUCCCUCUACAAAACCGUUGUCUAGUUCAGGCCGACAUAUUGUGUCCCUCGCUGAUUAAAAGUUUGCAACCUGUGGGAGUUGGUUGCUAACUCAUUUUACAUGGGACUGAGAAGAAAUUUUCUUGACCAACAUCAUCCAGAUACUUAUUGGUUUUUCUAUCAUUAUAAAUUUAAUAUUUUGUUUAAAAUGCUCUUCAGAUGUUUAGCGUACACUGGAUUUUCCUCGGACGUUACAUUUAUUGCUUUCUGUUUCUUCUUAUCCUAAAUAUAAAUCAAUGGCAUGCAUUUAGUUCCUGGUUGUGAGUCAGUACCAAGCUGACUGAACCUUGUUUUAUCAUCUUUCAAUAUCAAAUGUUCCUGGUUAAGAAUCUUGUAGGUUGACUUUGAAUAGUAUCCGAUGCACUCUAGCUUUUCAACUGUCUCCUGAUUCGUUGUGCCAUUGAACAUUGUGCGUAGUUAUGGUUAUCGUUGUAAAGUUUAGGCCUUUUAAAGUAAAAUUUCUUCUCAUAUAUAUAUUUUUAACAAACAUCGUUACUCAUUUCCAGCGCUGUGAUGGAUCAGUUGUGGCUUUCUCUGUUCUUCAUAUUGUAAAUUGUAAUCAUGGGCUUAUAUAUGUUACGUCACAGGUACGGUUUCUUCACAUCGAGUAUAGAAUACUAUUUUCCAACUUUAAUCACUUUUAGAAUGUGUCAAAGACUGACAUAUAAUCCCAUGAAACAGGGUUUCCUCAAAAUAUGCCAGCUGCCAACUGUAUUAAACUAUGACAAUUAUUGGCCAGUUCAAAAGGUGGACUAUUGUUGCUCAAUUCUAUGAAGAUCUUGGUCUCUUUUAGACGAGGAGAUUUUAGUGGUUAUAACGAACUUUUGUUAUUGUUUUUCCAGAUUCCUUUGAGGGGAACUCCACAUCAGAUUACAUACUUUGCUGAGAAAAAUCUUUACUCACUUAUUGUCUCUGUUCCCGUAAGUUGCGUUCACAUCUAUUCUAUAUUCCUUUCUGAUAGUUGACCAUUGAUAAUUUGAAGUUUUGGUGUGAUAUUAUUUGCCUUGGCUGAAAUGUUUUCAGUAAAAAGAAAAAUAUGAUCGUCUGCACUUCUUCCUUUGUUCAUUGAGACGUUUUUGAUCAUUUAUUGAUCUGUUCAUCUGUUUCCUGAUUUGUUUCUACAACACUACGACAUCAACUCUCUUGAUGUCUCGUCCGUUUCUUUGUUUCCAAAAAGCCUUUCUAUCUUCAUUUUGUUUUCUCCCUUCUGAUUAUUUCUUUUGCAAACCAUGAAAACACAUUAUGUUGACAACCGCCAGUCAUCAUUUAUGUUCUAGCCCAAUCUUUGCUCUAAGGGCAUUGCUUUUGUCUUUUCCUUGAUAUCAUGAACAGAACUAAGUAGGACGCAGCAUCUAUCUUAUAAAUGUUUGUUGUAGAAAUUAUAAUAUGCCCUUUAUGCUUCAGUAGUUUGCACCUUUUUUCUGUGAUAUACUUCAAAUAACUCCAUAUUUUUAAAUUAGUUCUCGUAUCAUUUAAUCACCUGAAUAACGUUAAAUCAGGAUUUUUGAUAGAGACUAUUCUCCUUAUAUUUAUUAAUGCUGUCUGAAAACAGAUUCGAAAUCAAUUAAUUAACUUACUGCUUCAAUAAAUAAUCAAAUUUACGAAAAAGGCUAAUCUUUGAGAUACAACAGCUGCCCUAAAUUGAAUGUCAGGCAAUUCUCUUACAAUCACUGAAUGGUGAUAGAAAGAAAGUUGUUCGUAACGUUGAUUUUCUUCAUCCUCUGAAUGAAGUACCAUGUGCAUACGUUAUAGUACACACCUAUGCAUAGAUAAGCUUCUGUACGAAGUAAAUCAAUUCCGAGUAAUUCGUUCCAAAAUCCACUUUUUUUAGUUGAUAUGAGUUCGUGUCCCUAAUUCGUAAACAUUUAUGGCAAAAAUGUUAUUUCGCUGAGCCUCCCAGUUGUCAUAUGAUGUUAUAUUGCUAUCUGGACCCACAUUUUUCUCCAAAAAAUUAUUGUCGACUAAUAUUUGAAAUUGUUAUUUAUUGGUUUGGAUUUUCGUUUACUGUCUAUUUCCCAGGUUACGCGGUCACUCAAUCAAGUUCUUUCUUCUGUCAUGGAUCAAGAAGGUGGUCAUCAGUUAGAGCAAGAUCAGUUGGGUUCAGAUGACCUGGCAAAAACCUAUACCAUUGAUGAGUUUGAAGUUCGCGUUUUAGAACCCGAGAAAUCUGGGGUUCAUUGGGAGACCAAAGCUACAAUCUCUAUGCAACCAUCUGAAAAUACUCUCACUGCUCGCAUGGUUACCUUGUUUGUAAGUUUGCAAGAGGAUUUCUGUUAUCAUUUUGUUGUUGGCCUAUUCAAGAUGCUUUUGAUAUAUUUUUCAUCUCUUUCCAGCUUUCGAUUGUUCUCUUAUGCCAGGGAACUGAAUAAAUUUAAGAAAAACGGGGAAUAAAAUGAUCCCUUAAAUUUGUCCGUAAGUCGUAUUAAGGGCGUCGAGUUAGCAAAAUCCCUAAUAAGGUAUCGAAAUAUUUGAAAACCUCAUUAGUUAACUCACAAUGCUUCAUCUGAAGUGUAUUUAAUAAAUAUCUGUUACCUAUUCCAGUCCACAAUCGAGCGAAAUUGUUAAAAGAAUCCAUCUAAAUAUGGCUAGAGUGUUAUGAUGAAUUAGAAUUGAAAGUUUUUAACGUUUUUAUUCUGUCUGAUUGCUAUGAUGUCAUCAUCAUUGAUAUGUUUUUAUUAUUUCCGGUUUGAAUUUUCUCUGGGUAUCUCUGAUUUUCAAUCCGUCAAAUUGUUUAAGAAUACAGAUAAGGCAGUUGAGUUUGGCUGUGCACGGUUGAUGUACAUGGCUUAUUGGCUAGAUUUCUGCUAAUAUUUACUCCAGUUGAUCAUAUAAAUCUGUUAACUAUAUUGAAAAGUAAGUUGAGCAAUGAAGUUGAAGAACGCUAUGUUUUCGUGAUUCUUUUAGUGCAUAUAUUGAAUUUUAUAGUUGCCUUCAUAAUUGCCAGAGUGCACAGAGUUGUCUGCACUGAUUGCAAUGAUUUUUCUUGUUGUCAUCAGAAUAGCACAACAAAGGAAAAUGAGGCUCUUUUGGCCAUUGGUACUGCCUACGUGCAGGGAGAGGAUGUUGCGGGUAGAGGACGAGUGUUGCUCUAUUGUCUGGGGCAAAAUACCGAGAAUCCUCAGAAUCUGGUGAUUAUAUUAGCGUUUUGUAAACUAUGUCUAACUUAACAUUGUUGCUAUAUUUUAUCUCACAAAGUCGUUUUUGGCUUUGCCCAUUUGGUUCUGAUCUUUCCCCUUUGGUGCAGGUUUUGGAAGUUUACUCUAAAGAGAUAAAGGGAGCAAUCUCAGCUUUGGCUUCUCUCCAGGGACACUUAUUAGUGGCUUCUGGUCCCAAAAUCACGCUGUAUAAGUGGACCGGUACAGAAUUGAACGGUGUCGCAUUUUAUGAUGCUCCUCCUCUUCACGCUGUGAGCAUGAACAUCGUACGUGCAGAUAUUUCUUGUUCAGCAUUAUUUUUUGAAAAGAAAAUAUUUAUUAGUGAUUCAGUCAAGUUAAAUUUGCACCCCUAUGAAACUUUUGUAUCGUGUACUCGAUUUGUAUUUUCUUUUUGUGAAUAAAUUAUAGACCUGCAUCUUCUGGAAGCAAACUAUUCAUUUGGAAUAACAUUUGCAAAGUCCUCUCUCCUCUCCCUGUUUCCUCUAACAUUUGAGAGAGUUCUACGCCCUAGUCUGCUGGAAUAAUGGCCAGGCUUGGUUACAGAUUUUGAUACUAUCGGUAUAUUUGAAGAAUCCAAUUGUACGUUUACCUCACUGUUCCAUCAUCAACUGUUUAUUUGAUGCCUGCCAUUACCCAUGUCGAGAAAUACGAAUAGUUUUUAUCAAUAGGCGUCAUGGAAUGUCCUCUUCUUUGUUAGAGAUUUCAGUUUCUCCUGUCUUGCACGGAAAAAUGACGGAGAUGUGACUGAGAUGUACAGAUAGCUAGAUUUGUUUCACUUUUCCGAUUACUUCCAGAACAGCUUUUCAUUUACUAUGAGAAGAGGGAAGCUUGAGAGGGGAAAAAAUUAUAUGCUGAAGAAAACUAGGGAUAUAUAUAUAUAUAUAUAUCGAUCAAUUUAAGUGGAUAGCUGCGAGUAUCUCCCAUUCUAAAGUAAAAUAGGAUCGUCUCAAGCUUUAGCACACAUGGUUAUACGAAGAGAGAGCUUGUCAUUUAACUCUUUCUGCGUAUGUAAUUGGAAGCUUGCUUUUUUUGUGAAGUUUUUGGUUACUGUUUUCUUCGAUUUCUUAAAAAACUGAAUGCAUUCUCGAAUUAAUCUGAGAGUUGGGACAUUCAUCAUUCUACAUAGGAUGAGGGACUAGUAAUGCACACUGUAGCGCGCUCUACUGAAAUAACAUUCCUCAUCAUUAGUCUAAUGUUUCCAGAUAUUCAAACUUUUGCGACGAUGCGUUCAAUUUUUAUUCAAAACUAAGUACGGACACCUGUCUUAUAUCUUUUUCCUGUACAAUUAUGUCAACAGCUAUCAGUAAGAAAAAAUAUAAUAUUUCCGUCAGAAAGGCCCAAUUUUCCCAACUCCUCAUCAGACCGACUGCCUUGUAUUUAUUUGUAGAAACUCAUUGUGAUGAGUUACUUGAACUUGCAUUGGAGUGAAGAAAACGUGCAUUUUUAGGCUUGUUUUAAACACAUUAUCUACUGUCACCACUUGUUCUCAAUUCAGAUCUGUGUAUGAACUUGGAUCAUUUGAUAACUCGUAACUUUUUACGCUGUUUUAUUUAUCCGUUAUUGGCAUUGAAUUUAUUUCAUGUUUAUUAAAGGUAAUUCAAACUGUAUCUCACUUAUGAUCCUCAGAAUUCAAAAGUAAUGCUGAAAAUUGACAUGAUUUCAGGUCAAGAAUUUUGUUUUGUUGGGGGACAUCCAUAAGAGCAUAUAUUUUCUCAGUUGGAAAGAACAAGGUGCCCAAUUGAGUCUGCUGGCAAAAGAUUUUGGCUCUCUAAAUUGUUGUGCAACAGAAUUCUUGAUUGAUGGGAGCACACUAAGCCUUGUAGUUUCGGAUGAUCAGAAGAACAUUCAGGUGAGCAUAACAGCCUUGUUGUGGUGCUUUUGUAUUAGCUUAAAGAAUCAAUUGUCUUUAAAGAAUUGGAAAUGUAAGAAAUCAAUCUAGACGUGUAGCUCAUAUGCCCAAAUUUAUACAAGUCGAUACAGUGCAACAGGAAAUUCAUCACAUCUUUCUCAUUCUCUAUCCAGAAAGUGGCAAUAGAUGUAGUUGACACAAAGUAAGAACCUUCGUGUAAAAAAUGAAGGCACGUGAAAACUAGAAAAUAUGAGAGGUACAAUAACAUGAAGUUCUAGGUUAACAAUCAAUAUCUUGGACUUUUAUACUGCCAGACUUGAUUCAGCCAGUGGCCUUGGUGACUUUUUGGAUGAUAACACGUGUAGAGUAAAUUCUCUAUGUAUUUAAGUUGCUCUUAAAAGGUGAAUACGGUGAUUUUUAGUUGAGCUUCAAAUAUUCGUAGGACUAUUGAGUAUGAAAAAGGUUAGUUGACUCCUUGAAAUUUCUUCUGAUUGUUAGUUGCGAAAUAGUGGUGAUGUGUGCAUUGCUUUUUUUUUUUUUUUUUUUUUUGGCUAGAAGCUGUGGAACAUAGCUGUCAAUCUUUGAGGAAGGCCUACAAUCUGUUAAUGAAAUUCAAACCAGCCGCCAGGCUUUGAUAUGGCUGUGCCAGUUUGUAUGGUAGUCAUAUGAGAGCUGUCUAAGAUUUUGAUUAUGUUGAAAUGGAGGCCCGUUUGUGAUUUGGCUCAGAAUCAAGGGAGGUAGUUGGCAGCGGUGAAACCCUGGGAGUUUGAGGAAUUGAUGGUUGGAGGUGAUUUUAGUUGAUCGCUGUUAAAACGAUUCAAUCAUUUUUAGCUUCAAAUAGUUAAGAAAUAAAUUGCACAAGAGGGCCUCUAUCUUCGCUUUCGUUCCCUAAUUAACUCAGAAAGAUGUCAAAACGAAAGAGAACUUCACGUUUUGUUCUUCAGUUUUGAACGGAUUUAAUUAAUAAAAGCAUCAGGUUGUUAAGACGAUAUAUUUCGCUUGAUUACUCUGUUUCUGUAACAACUCAUGGAAUUGUAUAUUAUAUAUAUAUAUAUAUAUAUUAUUUUUUUUUAGAUUAUGACAAUGGAUCUGAUUAAUAACAACUCAGACCUUCUGGAAUCUGUCUGGGUGUAUGUCAAUUAAAUGCGCAAAUAAUUCAAAGUUUGUGCAUCAUCACGAUGUAAAUGCACAAAUAAUUCAGAAGUUCUUAUUCUUCCAUAAAAGUUUUUUUUAUUCUCUCAUAUUUGAUCAGUCUCACGGCCUUGCAAGCCUCCAUGAUAUCAUUCCAUCCUCUGUGAUUAAAUUUUUUCUGAUAAGCUCUUCAUAUUAUCACUCACUAACUGGGUUAUUCUGGCGGUUGACAAUGAGCACAGAUCUUCUACUACGCUCCGAAGAUGUUGGAGAGCUGGAAGGGACAGAAACUCUUAUCUAGAGCAGAAUUCCACACUGGAGCACAUGUGACCAAGUUCCUGCGCCUGCAGAUGCUCCCCACUGCACUGGAUCAGUCUAAUCCGACCCCGGCUUCCGAGAAGACCAACCGGUUUGCGCUUUUAUUCGGUACUCUCGACGGGAGUAUCGGAUGCGUUGCGCCGCUCGAUGAGCUCACCUUCCGCAGGCUUCAGACCUUACAGAGGAAGCUGGUGGACGCUGUUCCCCAUGUAUGUGGACUGAACCCUAGAUCCUUCCGGCAGUUUCAAUCCAAUGGGAAGGCACACCGUCCCGGCCCAGACAACAUAGUUGACUGCGAGCUCCUCUGCCAGUGAGUCGUCCUCUCUACUUAGCCGUUGACUUUUCGUCAUACUCCCCGAGCUUGUCUCUAAACUGCCCUUUUUCUCGUGGCUUUUGUAGCUACGAAAUGCUGUCCUUUGGAGAGCAGCUGGAGAUUGCUCAUCAAAUCGGAACGACUCGGUCGCAGAUACUGUUGAACUUGAAUGAUCUUCACCUGGGAACGAGUUUCCUAUAA